CUGUCAAAUGUCACUUACCUUUCAUAUUAACGAAAUUGUAAUUAUUAUUACAAAUUACAGCUUAUAAAAUACAAAAUAGAGUAAAUAAAUAUUUUUUUAUGUAGUUUAGAUUGGUGCAUUAAUAUAAAACAAAAACAUUGUGAAUAAUACGUAAUUUUUCAUCAACUAUAAGUAUGAGCACCCAACCUAGUCCAGCAAACCAAACAGUUGAAAGAGAGAAGGUUUAUAUGUGGAUUUUGGAACUAACUAAUCCAGAAACUAGAGAAAAUGCUUUAUUGGAACUCAGUAAAAAAAGAGAAGUGGUCCCAGAUUUGGCACCAAUGUUGUGGAACAGUUUUGGAACAACUGCCGCCUUAUUACAAGAAAUUAUAAACAUUUAUCCAGCUAUCAAUCCCCCCACACUUACUGCACAUCAAUCAAAUAGAGUGUGCAAUGCUCUUGCCCUUUUGCAGUGUGUAGCGUCUCAUGCUGAAACUAGAUCACAGUUUCUACUUGCACAUGUACCAUUGUUUUUGUAUCCUUUCCUACACACUUCGUCAAAAACUAGGUCAUUUGAAUAUCUCCGCUUGACAAGUUUAGGAGUUAUUGGAGCAUUAGUCAAAACAGAUGAACAAGAAGUGAUCACUUUUCUCCUUACCACUGAAAUAAUUCCACUGUGUUUGAGAAUUAUGGAAUCUGGUUCUGAACUAAGUAAGACUGUUGCUACAUUUAUAUUGCAGAAGAUAUUAUUGGAUGAUAGUGGAUUACAAUAUAUUUGUCAAACAUAUGAUAGGUUUAGUCAUGUGGCCAUGAUAUUGGGCAAAAUGGUCAUCGCUUUAGCCAAAGAACCAUCUGCUCGGUUAUUAAAACAUGUUGUGCGGUGUUAUCUACGUUUGUCUGAUAAUCCAAGGGCUCGUGAAGCUUUACGGCAGUGCCUCCCAGACCAGCUGAGGGACAAUACUUUCAAUGUUUGUCUACAGGAAGACAAAUCUACGACUCAUUGGCUGUCCCAGUUGUUAAAAAAUAUCGACUCCCCAGCUACGACUGAUCCAAGACAGGUUGGCAUGUCACCUUUAACCUCCCAGUAAAUAUCAAGUGAAAUAACUAGGCUACGGAUACAAAAAUGUAUUAAUAGUUCUUAGGAAACGGUUUUGAGGCCAUAUAUUUCACUUGCUUUUAAACACUUCACAUGUUUCAUUACGUUAAUGAAUAUCUAAAUCUUACUGUUUUUACAAAUUUAUAUUAAACUAUUUUAUUCCUAAAAUCACAGAGUCGAAGGCAUUAUUGUAAGAAUUAAAGAAUUAUUACCAUUAAUGUGUCAAUGACUGGUAUUUUAUGUAGAGAGAAUAAAAAACUAUUUAUAUUGGUCGAUGAUUGUAAGCUAUUUAAGCAAUACAAGUUUUUCUCGAGAACUUUGAGGGUCAGAGUCGGUACCCAUGGAACUCUAGUGUAAGGGAAACAUUUUCCUAAAUUCUUGAAUAACUAUUGACAAUAAUUCUCAAUUUUUGAAGAAUGGCAAUUUAUUUCUCAACAUAGUUUCUUUUUAGCUCGAUACACUUGCUUUAUCUUAGCGGUGUUCCAACUGCUUUAACUUAUCUGAAAAAUACGUUUUCUCGAAGUUUGCAAAGUAGGCUUCCGUGUCCGUAGCGGCGAUGAUUUCAUUCGACUCAACUUUCUGACCAGCAAGUUUUAAGUUUGAAAACAAAAAGAAGUCGCACGGUGCCAAAUCUGUGGAAUCCGGUGGAUGGGCCGUAGUUGUUAGCCCAAUUUCAAAGAGCAUGUUUUUCUUCGUCAAAUGGGGCCGUUUUUCUGCAAUUUUUCUUGUACCUCUGCAGGUAGUCGACGUAGAUCAUACAUUUUGAAUCCCAGAAAACAGUGGCCAUCACUUUUCCUGCCGGUAGGGACUUUGUCUUCUUCGGAGCGCAUUAGUCGGGUGAAGUCCACCGUGUCGACUGUUUCUUAGUCUCUAGUGUGUACAAUAGGAUCCAUAUUUCUUUGUCAGUCACGAAACAACACAAAAUCUUCGGAUUGUACGUAAACAAUGUCAAACACUCCUAAGUGGUGUUACGGUUGCGCUUAUCCGGACUAAGGAUCCAAAAAUUUCAUGAAGUGUCAGCUCUGCCAAGACGAGAUCCACCUGGACGUCGAUCAACAAAAACCGAUGUACGACCACGUUAAAAAUCGAACGAAUACGUGGACUUGUAUCAUUACCUCACAUAAAUAUGUAGGACCAAUAUUUCUAGAUCUGAAUUAUUUAGGAGACCUUAUUGAACCCUUCUUAUUUUGUUUUUAAAAUAACAUAAUGUUGGCUAGUUUUUAAUAAAAAUGUGUGGUAGUUUUUUAAACUGAUUCCUAAAAAUUAAUUGUACAAUUUUUAUCAUGAUAGUCUGAUAAUAAAUUGGCAAAAGCUGUGCAGAAAGCUUGACAAAUACUUAGUAAGAUAUCGUAACCUAAUUAGGGUUACAGACUUUUUAGUGUUAGUUUUAUUCGUUGUGUACAGUUGUGUUAAGAAAAUCUUGAAACUGUAGAUAUGUACGUUUUACAAGGUGAAUAAAAGAACUGUGAUUAUUUUUUAGAAGCAACUAUUUCUCCCACUAUGUGUCGGGAAAACAUGUAAUUUUAUAUUUCAGCUAUGCUGACUUGUAACCUCCAUGUUAAUAAAAUAAAAGACACUUUAAAUUUU
This is a messenger RNA of Diabrotica virgifera virgifera (western corn rootworm), 2662 nucleotides long. RefSeq names its product CCR4-NOT transcription complex subunit 9 (gene Rcd-1). Bases 174 to 1067 code for a protein of 297 amino acids. The record is from RefSeq and is a predicted model, not a curated record. Gene Ontology annotation, cellular component: CCR4-NOT core complex; CCR4-NOT complex; P-body. The transcript has 6 exons. Gene Ontology annotation, biological process: negative regulation of translation; mRNA catabolic process. NCBI's taxonomy places the organism in Eukaryota, Metazoa, Arthropoda, Insecta, Coleoptera, Chrysomelidae.